This is a messenger RNA of Microthlaspi erraticum, 1422 nucleotides long. The record is from the annotation of a GenBank genome assembly. Lineage: Eukaryota; Viridiplantae; Streptophyta; Magnoliopsida; Brassicales; Brassicaceae.
AUGUCGGCGACGCUUACAGGAUCGGGAACGGCUUUGGGGUUUUCAUGCUCCUCGAAGAUAUCGAAGAGAGUUUCUUCUUCGCCGUCAACCCGUUGCUGUGUCAAGAUGACUGCUUCCGUCGACGAGAAGAAGAAGACUUUCACUCUUAAGAAAUCCGAGGAAGCUUUCAAUGCCGCUAAGAAACUAAUGCCUGGAGGAGUGAAUUCCCCUGUUCGAGCCUUCAAAUCCGUCGGAGGACAACCAGUGUUGAUAGAUUCCGUCAAAGGCUCAAAAAUGUGGGACAUUGAUGGAAACGAAUACGUAGACUACGUUGGUUCUUGGGGACCAGCUAUAAUCGGCCACGCCGAUGAUGAGGUUCUUGCUGCUCUAGCUGAGACGAUGAAGAAAGGAACAAGCUUUGGUGCUCCUUGUCUCUUGGAGAAUGUUCUAGCUGAGAUGGUGAUAUCAGCAGUUCCAAGCAUUGAGAUGGUCCGGUUUGUUAACUCCGGUACCGAAGCGUGUAUGGGCGUGCUUCGUCUCGCUCGAGCCUUCACCAACAGAGAGAAGUUCAUCAAGUUUGAAGGAUGUUAUCACGGUCACGCCAACGCCUUCCUUGUGAAAGCUGGUAGUGGUGUAGCUACUCUAGGGCUACCUGACUCUCCAGGUGUCCCUAAAGCAGCUACUUCGGAUACUUUAACAGCUCCUUACAACGAUUUGGAAGCUGUUGCCAAGCUAUUCGAGGCUCAUAAAGGAGAGAUCUCGUCGGUGAUUCUCGAACCUGUUGUUGGGAACUCUGGAUUCAUCACUCCUACUCCGGAGUUCAUCAACGGUUUACGUCAGCUGACGAAAGACAACGAUGCGUUGCUCAUCUUUGAUGAGGUCAUGACUGGCUUUCGUUUAGCUUACGGUGGAGCUCAAGAGUACUUUGGCAUCACGCCUGAUUUGACAACUCUUGGGAAGAUCAUCGGCGGUGGUCUUCCCGUUGGAGCUUACGGUGGAAGAAGAGAUAUUAUGGAGAUGGUUGCUCCGGCAGGACCAAUGUAUCAAGCCGGGACGCUAAGUGGUAAUCCACUGGCGAUGACGGCAGGGAUUCACACGCUGAAGAGGCUGAUGCAGCCAGGAACGUACGAGUAUUUGGACAAGAUCACUAAAGAGUUAACGAACGGGAUCUUGGAAGCCGGGAAGAAGACAGGGCAUCCGAUGUGCGGAGGUUACAUAAGAGGUAUGUUCGGUUUCUUUUUCGCGGAAGGACCGGUUAACAACUUCGAUGACGCGAAGAAGAGCGACACGGAGAAGUUUGGCAAGUUUUUCAGGGGGAUGUUGGAGGAAGGUGUUUACUUUGCACCGUCUCAGUUCGAGGCUGGCUUUACUGGAUUGGCUCACACUUCUGAGGAUAUACAGUUCACUAUUGCUGCGGCUGAGAGGGUUCUUGGUAGGAUCUAA